This is a messenger RNA of Porites evermanni, 10912 nucleotides long. The record is from the annotation of a GenBank genome assembly. Lineage: Eukaryota; Metazoa; Cnidaria; Anthozoa; Scleractinia; Poritidae.
AUGUCAAAGCAACUAAGAAUUCAUCUUUUUAACUGUGACCAUACAUAUAAGCUAAAUAUCGUCGAAGAUUGGUUGAACGCCGUCACAAAUCCAUCUGACGUAGUGUCCCACUACUUUUCGCUUUCUGGGAUGAAUCAGUUAAGUGAUAAAGACAUCCCGGAGCUUGAGAUGGACGUAGCAGUGUUUGUUGUGCAUGCACAUGAAUCUCGGCUCUCCAUCAACGAAGAGAACGCUGGUAUUGGAUACGCUAAGCUUUACCGAGCUUUGCUACAGAAAACAGGUAAAGAAUAACCAGUAAAAACAUAGUCCUAUGCUAUGCAAAUAGGAGGAAGUUUACUAUCUAGUUUAUAUUGAAAGUUUUUAUACACGGAAAUCUUAGUGAAACUGAGCCAAAAUUUAGCUUGCCGGAAGUGUCUCAGAUGCGAAAGUGGUUAAUUUGUCAGGGGGGAGAGGGGCUUUGUUUUUCGACUAGUCGGGAUGGGGGAAACUUAUAACAGACCAUGUUUGACCUGAGGAACAUACUUGCGAAUAUUGUAUCCGUAAAGGGGUCGUUUGUCGGCCAAUGUAUUGUUGGUUUACGCAUGACGUCACUAAUAUUCAAACUAAAAAACUAUCGAUCCUACCGAGAUUUUACUUUCACGAUGCAGUAGAACAGCUGAAAACUAAUUUUCAUACUAAUUUUCUUUUCAAAAAGUUCUUGGUUUUGUGAUAGAGUACGCUUGAAUUUCUAAGCUUUUGCGUGACGUGGCAUUUACAUGACGGCCAAGAGAGCUGUCAUGUAGGUUAAAAAAAUGACCUAUUUCAGGAAAUUUUGCUAUCUAAACAGUUCAUGUAUUAGAAAAAGAAUUAUUUUAAUGUUUAUGAGUUUCUCGAAGCAUAAAUUCACGCUUUUGUAGCAAAACUCGGUAACAGAUGUUUCCUUUGGUUUCCGUCCGCCAUGUUGGAGCUCAUCCAGGUGAGCACCAGCAUGGCGUCUCCAUACAAAUCUCUAUAAGUUUGGGUAAAACACUUCUUCAAAUAUCUCGUGUACGAAAUAUUCCUCUGACCUGAAUCUUGGCGAAGGUCUUUGUAUAUGUACCUCCUUUCAUUUCCCAGAUUCUGGACUUUAUCUAUUGAACGGUUUUGAUUUUUAUUUUGAUCCAUUUUGAAUGACGUGACACUGAAAACCAGCAAUAACGAACUGGUGCCAGAUUGAACUACAAAUUAAUAGCGGAGCUCCCGCGCGCGCGAAGCGCACGCGCAGCGGAGCACCAUGGGUAAGAAAAUUUGGUAAACUAUCCAUCCCAGAAAAUUUGGUUAUGACGUAGCGUACGCCCGCCCGUCCGUACACACACUUCAUGUAAGCCGAUGACAAAUGUCACAAUAGAUCUUGCACAACUUGACUAGCCUCUUAGUUAUGUAAGCCAUCCGUAUGAGUACGAUUAGAUUGACAGCUGUCAAAAUCAGACAUCCGCUGACAAUUAUCACGUGACCGUCUCGCGGGCUCAGAUAAAAGACCAGUCGUUUUGCCCCUAUAUAUAAGCUGAUAUAAUAUGUCACACUUACCAAUUCAACAUAAAAACGAAAACUACGCCGGGCAAGGCUGUCAGUUGGCUGACAGUCGUUUUAAGCUACAUUUGCAAGCCGAAUUAAGGUCAAUUGACAGCUGUCAAAAUGGGACAUGUGCAGACCACUAUCAGAAAACUAAAAACGAGGACUCAGGUUCGCUCAGGUACACGAUCUGGCAUUUUCCACUAUAUGCCGGACGGAAAUGUCCUACUCACACUCGUAGUCUGUUAAUUCAAAUAUUCGCCAUUCUAAUGAAGGUUAAUUGACCGCUGUCAAACUAGAGUAUAUGCUGACCAUCAUCACCUGAGUGGAUCGCGGGCUCAUUUUUCUAUCUAUUGAGGUCACCUAGUGUUUAAAGUUUUGCGCUGAUAUUUUAUUUGAUCUCGGGCUCAAUUCGAAGCCCCAUAGCUUUAUAGAAAAUCUAUCCAUCCUAGAAAAUUAGGCAAUCACGUGACCGUACACCGACCACCCGACCUUCCGUCCGUCCACACCACAGGCAUACCAAUGUUUAAUCUCACACUUUCUAGCUAGUUUGGGAGCCUGCAACCUGAUAUUGUACAUCCAUGUUUUGAUUAAUUGACAGCUGUCAAAACAGUGUUUCUGCUGACCAGUAUCGCCUGACCGCAUCGCGGGCUCAGGUAUCGACCCUCUGAGUUCGAGUAAUAUUUUGAAGGCAUCCGCUGACAAGUUGAUACUUUUCAAAUGAUCGCAGGCUCAAGUUCAAUUUUUUUAAAAUGCAUAUGAAGUAAGUCGUGUUUCAUGAGCCGUACUUUUAAAAUGUUGAUUUCGAACUGAUCUCGGACACGAAAACUCAACCGGCUUUUACAUUUACAUGCAGGGAAGGCAAUCGCUUUUGACUUUUCUCACUGUCACGCGUUGAUCACGCUCUACGUCCAACUUUUAUGUUCUGAUUGGUCAAAAUUUGACAGGUGAGUUUAUGCGGAAAAUUUAUGCAGCGUCUGGAGACUUGCUACCGAUAGCUGGAGCUGCGAGAGUUUUGUGUCAUCUUGUGAUGUUUUAAACUGUCUUUUUCUACUUGGUGUACAAAAUGAAAUACAGCUGCUAUCAAGAUUGUUCUGUAAUUCGUGGUUGGUUUGUUUAUUGCGCUUUUUGUUGACAAAUGCACCGCUUGUCAAAGUCAUUGGAAAUCCGAUUUCGGAUGGCAUCGUUUUCAAAAAUGAGCUUACUCACUUGCCCUUGCUAGAGGCGUAAGAAGGUUGAAAAGUCUCAAGCGAUUCUGGAACACUUGAUGACCUUCAGAAGCAGCAUCUCGACUGGUAAGCCUGAGCCAUUAUUGUUUUUGAUGUGUUUUUUUUUUCGGUUUCCUGAAGUCGAGCGUAUGGUUCAUGCGGCUUAAAUUAAAACACGAGCAAUGAUCUAACCUACAAUAGUAUCAGGUUUAAAAAGCCUUUAGACAUUUUUUGACCCGCAAAUUCAAAGAAAAGGUUCCGAAGAUUAUUUAGUUAUGAUUUUGGCUUUAAACAGAAAGCUGUGAGCGAUUUUCUUGCCUCGAGUUCAUCUUGAAAAAGAGCGAACACCGGGAAGCCGGCUUAAAACAUAAAUGAGCUUAUGCUUGCCUAACUCAUUAUUUUCUGAGACACUUUACUCUCAAUACUUCUCUUCGUGAAUGAAAAUUAUUGUCUCUGUACAUGUUUCACCGAAUUAAACUUAUUUUAUUGAUUGUUAGUAGUCCGGCGUCUCGCAAUUUUCAUCGCUGCACCGGUUGUUUCCAGUCGAACAUAAACAUCGCAUGUAGGAAUACUCAAAACGCCGCGCGUAAAUAUCACUCGCUUUUAAAGAUUACACAUAGCAGAAUCAUACGCAGUUUAAUGAGUAAAGGGAAAUAAAACCUAAACAUAACAAUUUCUCUAUCAUGUUGAAGCGUAAAUAGUAACUCUAUUAAUCGCACUGCAAAUUUGGUGCCUGUCAAAAGUGAGAACCCGUCCGGCUGGCCGAAAAGUGAUUUUGCAUAUCACAUAUAUAUAGGACCAGAUUUUUCUAACAGAAAACGUUUUAUAAUUCAAUGCUAUAAUUUGUUGUGCAAAGGAAGCGCGUGCUUUGAUCGACGUGGAUAUUGAAUGAGUGCAAAUUCUCUUGCAAAAUUGUGAAAAACUGCAGAAUUAUAGGUUUAAAUAGGGUAAAAAAGAACAAAUUCUGUCCGAGAUCUGUGUACUGUUUACCUGAGACGUGAUGAGAGAAAGUAUGUUUAAAGGGCUGGUUUACACGCCACCAGAUUCGUCGCCAAGAUUUACUAGUAAACUAAACUUGUCGAACACAAAAAAUCCGGCCUGAUUUUUAUUUUGGCUUCUCUUCGAAAGUAGCUUAUUAAGCUACUUUCGAUAUAUUGAAAUUCAGCUUGAUAGCGAGUCUUAGAGGACACAAACAAAGAAAAUGAAUAAACAUGAAUAAUCAUGGUUUAUUCAUUUUUUUUGUUUGUGUCCUCUAAGACUCGUUGUCAUGCUGAAUUUUAAUAUAUCGAAAGUUGCCUAAUCGUGGCGCAUGUGUUUCUUAAAAUUAUAUUUCGGGGUUGCCCAAUUAUCCAUAGUCUCUCUAACGGAGCAAUGUUGGAGAGACUGGUGAAUGCCACAUUAUGAUGCUACAGCUAGUACAAAUACAAUAUAGGUCUAUUUGUUUUCCAGGCUUAAUCCACAGUGAUCGAACAUGAUUGCUAUUUUUCGGUGUACAAAUAACUUGAUGUAAAAUUUGUUUCACUCUUGGACGGUCAAAUUCUGAUUUUUCUCUAAAAUCACUCAGCCUUUGCCUCAAAAGUCAAAUGAAUGUGCCCUGAUCUGUCGAUUACAAGUGUAUUGUUUGAUUUAAAUUAUGAAUUUAUUAACGGGAGCUUCGCUUUUAGCCCUGGCUAAAUCUAUAUAUUAUACAUCCUUUACAGGCAAUAGAGUUAUGAUCGUUAUUGGUGGAGACGAUAAUUACAAGAACGAAGACGAGGAAGACAAAGAGUUCAUUUCACGAUGGGCCAAAAGAAAGAUAUCUUCGCAGUUUACCGAAGAAUUCUUGGAUGGAAGAAAAAGUUUUAUCUUCUCUUGGGACGCGAAACACAGAAAAAUUCACGAGAAAGCACUGGUGCAUUUCUUUGACCCGGACAAGAAAGGACAGACUUUUAAAUAUCAUCCUCCACAACGGGAGGCUGUCCCAAAACCUACAAUGUCAAAGGGAAGUGGAUCCCCGUCUCAAGUGGAUCCUCCUACAACUUCAACGUUGAAUCAGUCAGUAGUAGCAAGGCAAUCUUCCAUGGAAGGGACGCAAAUUCCUCCUUACGGCCAAAGUGAUCAAAGUUACAAAACUGGAGGAAUUGGCGGAGCAGGUAUCGGAAGCCAAUGGGCUGGGCCUCAAAGGCCUAUAGGAUCAACAAUGGCUCUAAACCGUUUGAACUCAUCACACGAAAACGUCGCCUCUAAGGGAGGGACACAGAUUCCCCCAGGGGAGAAAGCUCCAGAAUUCAGUACUGGAGGCACUGGUAGACCGGCUAACAUCCAAAGCCCGGAGACUAAACCUGGGGGAACAACGUCGUUUACAACACCGUCACUGGAACCUAAGGGAGGUUAGCAAAUUUUGCAGUCAGCAUUUAUCAACCGUUAAGUUUUAACCAAUUUCGACUGCUUAUGUACUUUUAAAGCAAUUUUCCGCGGAAUUUCAACAAGACAUCUUUAAAUUGAAAAUCUUUUACAUCAAUGAUAGGUAACAACUUAUCAUGAAAGAAACAUAGAACAUUAAGAGUUUUGAUAUAGUGCUCGGGCUGGCUGGAGGGCGACGAUGUGAAGCGAGAUCAUUAUAUACACGAGUGAGUGCCUUGCCCGGAGAUUGCAGAGGCUUCAGAAUAGGCGUACAAGGGUGCAGAUUAUGAGGGUCGAUUAUAUCAACUGCAGAAACGAAUGUGGUCAAUUAGAAAUUGCUAUGGAAGCUCUAGUUAGAAUCUGUCUUGCCCAACAAAGUGGAAAAACAAAAAUAAAGUAAUGUUUAAAAUUCUUCAUGGCUUGGCGCACCAGCCAGACUAUCAAAUAUCUUUACAGAAGCCCACGCAACAACCGGUGAUUAAAAUCUUAGAAAUUUAGUUAAAAAUUAUGGUUGCCUUUCUUUUUCGCCAAAGAGAUUCAAAAAAACAGUCUAAGUUACAAUGGAGCCAAGAUAUGGAAUGAUUUAGCACAGUAGAUCCGAAGUUGGGAGGCCCUCGCGUCAUUUACAAAUUAACGCUAGAAUCAAAUCCAAUCGGUCUUAAUUAGAACAUAGAAGGAGUAGUAUUUUGAUUUAUUAUCAUAAGUAAUAUAAAAGUUUAACUUAGAUUCUAUAACUCUCUUUUAGAGUACUUAAUGUAUAGCCGGAAUAUAAAGUUUGCAAUAAUUGUAUCGUGUACUUUACAUUGCACAAUUUCAUACUUUGUGCUUACUAUACCAUUAGUUUUCUAGUUUUGCAAGCCCCUACUGAAAACCAGUUGAUCUAGGCUAGCGUGUUUAAAUAACAUUAAUCUUAUCUCUUAUCUUACCGCCAGGCUUUGAAACUCUUGUCAGUUCGAGCGUUAAACAUGGAAGAGAACAAGUAGUUCAAUAAGUUUCAAAUGGAAAGUACUUUCGAGUAGUGCAUUUUUGAACAAACAGAUACUGACAAGAUACUGCUGCCCUUAGUUGUCCUUCCCUUUUCUCCUUUUACCAUCAUGCUUUAGCACAUUGAAGGUGUCACUGUGUUUCCUUUUACCUUCAGGCUUGGCACUUCUCGGUUGUAGCGUUUCCGAGGAAGCCAUAAACGCUGUAAAACAAGUUCUUGAAAGCAUUCGCCGUGAACUGAAUCUUCAUUCACAGUUGCCAGUUAUAAACCUUACAACUGCCAAACAAGUUAAGCAGUACUUGGAAAGACACUCGCUCCAGUUCUGUGUUUUGGUGGUCGAUGGGGAAACAGUAAAAGACGCCUAUGAGAAUCUACCUGCACGAAAAGUUGAAUAUGUAGACCUUCUGAGAACUGCAGUGGAGAGAGUUGGUAAGAAAAGUGUUAAUUCCAAAUGUGAAAAUAUCGUAGGAUUUAUAAAGACCUGAUCAGCAAAAAUGAAAAGUAGACAUAUUAAAUUCUGCAAGCAGAAUACUGCAAUGCUGAUCAUACUACGUGAAAAUUAACUCUGCAAGACAUCAACACGACACCAAAAGAACUCAGACAGAGCGGGAUUGUAGCCAUAGAAAGCUGUUUCGCCCUCUUUGGGCGAAACGUUGCUACUUUUCAAAUGAUCGCAGGCUCAAGUUCAAUUUUUUUUGAAUUGCAUAUAAAAUAAGUCGUGUUCAUGAGCCGCACUUUUAAAAUUUUGAUUUCAAACUGAUCUCGGACGCGAAAAUUCAACCGGCUUUUUCAUGCAGGGAGGGCAAUCGCUUUUGACCUUUCUCACGUUGAAUACGCUCUACGUCCAAUUUUUAUGCUCUGAUUGGUCAAAAUUUGACAGGUGAGUUUAUGCGGAAAAUUUAUGCAGCGUCCGGAGACUUGCUUACUGGUACCUGAAGCUGAAAGGCUUUGUGUCUUCUUGUGAUGUUUUUAACUGUCUUUUUCUACUUGAUGUACUAAAUGAAAUAGAGCUGCUAACAAGAUUGUUCUGUGUAAUUCAUGGCUGGUUUGUUUAUUGCGCUUUUGGUUGAGAAAUGCACCGCUUGUCAAAGUCAUUGGAAAUCCGAUUUCGGAUGGCAUAGUUUUCAAAAAUGAGCUUAGUCACUUGCCCUUGCUCGAGGCGUACAAAGAGGGUUGGAAAGUCUCAAGCGAUUCUGGCCUGACUUGAUGACCUUCAGGAGCAGGAUCUCGACUGGUAAGCCUGAGCAAUUAUUGUCUUUGAUGUGUUUUUUUGGUUUCGGUUUCCUGGCGUAGUUUAUGCGGCUUAAGUUUAUACAUGAGUAGUUUAUAACCUACAAUAGUAUGAGGUUUAAAAAGCCUUUAGACAUUUUUUGACCGCAAAUUAAAUGAAAAAAAACGUUCCGAAGAAUAUUUAGUUAUGAUUUUGGCUGUAAUAAGAAAGCUCUGAGCGAUUUUCUUGCCUCGAGUUCAUCUUGAAAAAGAGCAAACACCGGGAAGCCGGUUUAAGACAUAAAUAAGCUUAUGCUUACCUGAUUCAUGAUUUUCAGAGACACUUUACCAUCAAUACUUGUCUUCAUGAAUGAAAAUUAUUGUCUCUGUACAUGUUUCACCGGCCUAUAUUUAUUUUAUGGAUUGCUAGUGGUCCCUCUCGCAAUUUUCAUCGCUGCACCGGUUGUUUUCAGUAGUGCAUAAACAUCGCAUGCAGGAAUACUCAAAACGCCGCGCGUAAAUAUCACUCGCUUUAAAAGAUUAAACAUAACAAAACCAUUAACAGUUUCAUAAAUAAAGGGAAAUAAACCCUAAACAUAGCAAAUUCUCUAUCAUGUUGAAGCUUAAAUGGUAACUCUAUUAUUCGCACUGCAAAUUUGGUGCUUGUCAAAAGUGGGAACUCGUCCGGCUGGCCGAAAAGGUGAUUUUGAGAAUUUUUUUAUCGUUUUCACUAAAAGCCCAUACUUAUUACCCUGCAUAUCACAUAGGACCAGAUUUUUCUAACUGAAAAGUCCCGGCGGUAUGGAUUCUCUUCAUGAAAACGUUUUAUAAUGUGGUCAACGCUAUAAUUUGUUGUGCAGAGGAAGUUCGUACAUCGAUCGUCCUAGAUAUUGAAUGAGUCCAAUUUGUCUUGCAAAACUGUGAAAAACCGCAGAAUUAUAGGUUUAAAGAGGGCAAAAAAAAAAAUCAAAUUCUGUCCGAGGUCUGUAUGAUAAAAAAAAAACAGCGCCUCAUAGUACGUUUUAUCUCAGACGUGAUGAAAAAAAGUAUGUUUAAAAGGCUGGUUUACACAAGUAAAUCUUGGCGACAAAUCUGGUGGCGUAAAGUAAGCUUGUCGAACAAAAAAAAUCCGGCCUGAUAUUUUAUUGUGGCUUCCCUUUUAGACAGAGGAAUGGAACGUGUAAAUUGGGCGUGCCAAAAAAUGGCUUAAAAGGGGAUAGGCGAAAACAUGGAGGGUCAACAGAAACAUUCCUUCAAGUUUUUCAGUGACAGCAUCUGUGAUAACACGAAUAUCUGAAGUUGCCAACGGUCUCUCUCGCAGUUCUUUCCUUGCGACGUCAGCUAUACAGGCACUUUCUGUUCUCUGCUUGUGGUCAUUCAUUCAUUUUUCCAAACCUUUCACCACCCAUCCUGCAUGGAUCCAAGUCACCUCUUCAAACGUCUGGCCGGUGGAUGGACUCUAACCAGCAGCUCUGGGAAAAGGGUGUACAGCAGGCAGCUUACAGAUAGUUUGGACUCUAAAAUUAAACCGAUCAUUCUCGGGUUCUAGCAUCUUUUUUAAUGCUUAAAGGGUAUGUCGUCGAAACAUGAUGUCUCGGACGCAUCUAUCAUAACUUUCAGCUGUCUUUUCUGUUUGUGAACGAAUGUUGUUUUUAAGAAAACUGAUUUCAGUCUUUCUUUCGUUUUCCCAUCAAUUUUGAUGUGACAUUUAGUUGAGCUUAAAUGUAGUAUCCGGCCUAUCUCUUGAGUUGUUCAGUAAGCACACGUGUAGUCGAAGCGCUUGGCGGCGGAUUUUCUUUUCACUACACUGCACAAAAUGUUAUUGACUGUGCUGCCGCAACACCAUCUUUAUUCCCUGAAGUCUUAGAUUAUCGGUAUCAGAAUUAAGCCGCCCUCCAAGAGAUCUCCAUUUGGGCCUUGCGUCCAAUUAUCUUUGGAUGCGCCAUCGCUCGCUAAUCAAUCCUUUAAUGUUCUAGAGCCCCCUCCUUUCUGAAUCUCGGGUAAUGUCAGCUCUUUUUCAGCUUCUGCCAUACUGGUUUACUUUUAUCAGAUCUAGGAUAAAUACUGACCUUGUGUACCGACCUAUUUCCUAAACGACAGCUGAAGGGUUAAGCUUCUAACUGCCUUAAGUCCCCUUUUCUGGGUUACCCAGUCGACAGGAUAUUGGUCAGUUUCAUUUACCUUGGAAACUUUUUUAUUUAUUGAAAAUAUAUCUAUUAUGAAAAAUCUGACCGAUUUCUGUAAAACGGUGGAAACCGGUCUGGAUCAGCGCCUGUUUAUAUCUCUGAAUAACUAAUACAUAUGCCAAAAAACUCUUAGAAUUGGUUAAGACUGGUAUUGACUGUCUUUCAAUGUGAAUGCAGCUAAUUGUUUUUGAGCAUCAUCAGAGUUUCUAAAAGCUUUCCUGGAAAAGAGGUACCACUGGAAGCCCUACCUGAAAAUUGGCAUUGGUGCUCGACAGGACUGAUAGAGUUCUGUUUCUUCUUCUUCUUCUUCUUCUUCUUAUUAUUAUUAUUAUUAUUAUUACUAUUAUUGUUAUUAUUAUUUAUCUCUUUUCGGGGGGGGGGUCAUUUAGGCUAACAGGGAGCACCCCAAACAAUUUGUAAUGAACAGAGGGUAAUUACUUAUCAAGGAGCUUCCCAUAUAAUUCCACCAGAAUGACCGGAAAGAUAAAGUAAUCAAAAGAUAUAAAAUUAAUUAUUUUCUUUGGUUUGUUUAACCUCGUUAGAUUCUUAUUAUGCAAUAGCAUGUUAAUUUAUUUAAUAAUGUUUUACCUCUUUUCAUAGCUACAAAGGUGGUUAUUUUGGUUUGCGGUAGCCUAUCUUUGCCUAAGGAGGACGAAGAGAUAAUCCAUCAAAAAAUAUACCGUACGUUCGAGGAAAAGGACAAAGGAUUCAUAGCUUGGUUGAAGGAUGGGGUACUAUCGGUAGACACUGAUGUCUUAGUGCAGCUUCUGAAACGCCCCGUAACCAUGUCGUUUGGGAUGCCACCAAGCAGCCCUCGUGGUGUUGCUCAAGGACAAAGCAAUGUCCCUGUGCACUCCUUUGAUCAACGACGUCACAUGGAACAGCCACCAGAAAGAAAACAGGGAUAUGAGUGGGAAAAUUAUGAUAUGCAGAAGCGACGAGAGUCCUAUCCUGUUGCAACUCCAACCUAUAAUACCAAGCAAAAUCGUUUGAUAGGAAAAUUGGUGCUGAAGAGCAAACUACGCUUUGGCCGCGUAUCACUCGAACCAGCAGAUGUAAAAUUUUUGAGCAAUGAAUUUCGGGGAAUCCCUGAAGACAUUAAACAACAUCUUCUAGAAACAAACAAACACAUCGAUGAAAGCAGGGUUAAAAUCAUGUUGGUCCCAAGUUAUAACGCGCAGUUAGUUUACAUUGGUGACCAAGAAAUAGAGAUGGCCGACAAUGACUUACUAUUGUUAAAAACUCGUGUUAUCAAUGGUUUGGUAUCUUUUCAUGAGAAUGACAUUGAGGCUCGAUAUCCUAAAGAUUGGCAAGUACCUGUGUACAUCCUUGAAGACCUGAAAAAGAAAGGAUCUAACGGCAAGCUCUUUAUUUUUUCGGACGAAGAAGGAAAUAUAAAAUGCCACAUAAAG